Molecule: messenger RNA, 2523 nt
Organism: Trichoplax adhaerens
Lineage: Eukaryota; Metazoa; Placozoa; Uniplacotomia; Trichoplacea; Trichoplacidae
Exons: 17
Coding region: 1-2523 (840 amino acids)
Cellular component (GO): precatalytic spliceosome
Molecular function (GO): zinc ion binding; double-stranded RNA binding; single-stranded RNA binding
Source: RefSeq, a predicted model, not a curated record
AUGUAUAGUCAUCAAAGUGGGCAUCGUCCGAUAUCUUACGGCACAAGUAUUAAUUCAGCUGCAACUCGAAGCAGCAUGGGUAGUUAUCACAGUGGCCAUGAAAGUACUACAGUUGGAAAUAGGACAAUGCAUCAUCCUCAAGCAAUGGACAACGAAAUGGGUCGAAUUGGAGGAGGUCAUCAACACUAUGACGAAUCCAAUUAUUAUGAACCUCCAAAUAUGCUUCAUAGCGGCGAUAGCAGUCAUUAUGAUUAUGAUCUCCCUGUCAAUAUGUCAUCACAUCACCAUCGACAACAGUAUCAUCCAUCUCAACUACAACACCGUCAGUCUCAAUAUAGUAGCUAUCAAUCUAUGCCAUCGUCCUACGGUGGACAGCGCAGUACCCCUGGGAUGAAUCGUAGCAGAAGGGGUAAUAUUCAAUCAUCCUACAUUUCCAAUAGAAAUAAAGUUCAGAAGCCACCAUCGAAACCGAUUUAUUGCGAGAUAUGCCGCAUUAGUUGUAUGAGCGAACAGACUUACAAGGAACACACAGAUGGACAGAAACAUAAAAAAAGAGAACAGCAGUCAGCUAAAGCUACUAGUGAAAAAGGAAUCAAAUGCGAAUUAUGCGAUAUUGUUUGCCUAACAGGCGAAUCCUACGAUGCACAUAUUAACGGUAGCAAGCAUCAAAAGGUAGUGCGACUCCAUAAACAAUUGGGAAAGCCGAUUCCUGAUGCUCCUAGCCCGGAAACUAUCGCCCGUAUCAAAAGUGAAAUACUAGCUCAAAAGAAAACAACAGAUCAAAAUUUAGAUAAUAAAGAAGAAAUUAAUGUCUCAGAAGAAAAUGAUAAUAUUACAAGUGGUCCCUCUACUACCCUAUCAAACGUUGUUUCAAAUGAUACCUCUACUAAUGCAAAUGUGCAGCCAGCUUCACCUAAUUCACGGCCUGUUCAUUUAAACUCGUCCUUCAAUUCUGCAGAAAGAGAUGUAGCAAGUCAAAAAUCGAUUGCCAGCGAUAAGACUUCAAUAGUCACUCCUUCGUCUAAUAUUAUUGGUGAAGAAUAUUGUGUUUUAACCCCUGAUAAUAAUAUUAAAGUUCCUAGAUUUGAAUGUAAAAUCUGUCACUGCAGCUUUAAUCAAGCUGAUAGACAUUCUCACUUGAGCGGCAAGCGACAUAAAGCGACAUAUUAUCAUAUUAAAGGCUAUGAAAACGAAUCGAAUCACGAAAAAACACCUCUUUCUGGUAAAAUAGAACGUAAAGAGAUGGAAGAUCUUAGAAAUGAUGGUUAUUACCCAUCACCGACUAAGAAACGUCAAAAGGUUCUAUCUGAUGCUGAAAGCGAGCCAAAAAUCGUUCCCGGUAUUAAUGAUCGGCCUCCAUCUUUAAUGUCCAUAUAUGUAUCUCAUAAUAAGAAAAAAAACACCUCAUCUAAAUCUCAUAAGGGAGCAUCUUACUUUAUUCGAGGCACUCCUAUUGUGGAGACAAUAGAAGAUCGACUUGUCAUGAAGAAACAUGACAUUAUCUUUCCUAAUCAAUCUGAAAUCAAAACUAUGCAAGAUAUUAUUAUGAUUAUUGAGAGUACUUUAAAGGAUAUCUCUGACGUUAUGAUUAAGACCGAAACUAACAUUGGAGCCGUAGAAGAGACAACCGUUGUCAAUACGCUUAGAUCUGAUGAUGAGCAGACGAAUAUUGAUGUUGCAACGGCCGGUAAUAGUGCUGACGUUAAUAAUAAGACAGCGACACCGACGGAGCCCAACCAGUUGUCAUCUGAUAUUAGGCUCUUGCAAGACAUACGAAGAAUAGGAACAAUUGCAAAAGGUCUUAUGUUGAAUGGUGAUAAGCAAGCGGAAUUGGUAGUAUUGUGUGCUGAAGAACCUACGGUAUCGCUCUUGCAAGGUGUAGAAACCAAUAUAAAAGAAAGAUUAGCGGGCGAUAACUAUGAAACUAAAUGCGAUACUGAAGAAGGUAUAAUAACCAUUAGUCAUGAUCACAACGAAGAAGUUAAAAUAUAUCUUACUUCAGCUACGAUGGAGUCACAGGAUGACUCUGAUAAUUAUUCUAUCGGAGUUGUCGAUAGGAAAGCGUGUUUAAAUGCUCUAAUGGAACUACGUCGAUUCGAAUGGUUUAAACCUAUGGAAGUAUUGAUACAUAAUACAAUAAAUAGUUCGGAUGUUGGCCUUGGACCAGCGAAAGCAUUUCGACGGUUGCUUGAAGUUAUAGCAUCUGGAAUAUUAUUACCGGAUGGUCCAGGUGUCAAAGAUCCGUGCGAAAAGGAACCGUGUAAUGCGUUUGGUUACCUAGAUAUUCAAACGGCUGAAGAUAUCACAUCGUCCGCACAAUGUAUGCUGCGCCAAGUAGUUUUUCGCCAAUUACACAAAAUACUAGAUGUUGAACCAAUUGCACCACAGAAAAAAGGCCAAGCUCGUAACGAAAAACGUAAGUUAAAGGGGGUGAACAAAGUUCAAGAUAAUAUCCCUGGAAAAAGAAGCCGUUUAGAAAACUCUGAGACACCAAUUGACAGAGAAAUUGUUGAAUCUAUGUAA